This is a messenger RNA of Protobothrops mucrosquamatus (brown spotted pit viper), 5111 nucleotides long. It is a transcript of the gene TIAM1, whose product is annotated as T cell lymphoma invasion and metastasis 1. The coding region runs from base 169 to 4968 and encodes 1599 amino acids. Gene Ontology annotation, molecular function: guanyl-nucleotide exchange factor activity; protein binding. The record is from RefSeq and is a predicted model, not a curated record. Gene Ontology annotation, cellular component: plasma membrane; cytosol; synapse. Gene Ontology annotation, biological process: small GTPase-mediated signal transduction; activation of GTPase activity; positive regulation of axonogenesis. NCBI's taxonomy places the organism in Eukaryota, Metazoa, Chordata, Lepidosauria, Squamata, Viperidae. The transcript is spliced from 26 exons.
GCACAUAUUCACAGGCUACUACAAGACAAUAAUGAAGCCUUUGAGUGGCAGGUGAUGACAUACAUGCAGCUCCAGUAACUGCUCAUUUUGUUAGAAAGCUAAAUUCCACAUUUUCCCCUAAGAGAGUAGUACCGUGCUUCAGAACUUGCUGGGUGAGGUAUUAAAACAAUGGGAAAUGCAGAGAGCCAAAGUGUAGAACACCAAUUUUAUGGAGAGAAACAUGCUAGUUUGGGACGAAAGCAUACAUCACGUUCUCUUCGCCUUUCAAACAAAGCAGCUCGCCGGACCAGACAUGCAUCCUCAGGAAAAAUUAUUCACAGAAACUCAGAAGUAAGCACAAGAUCUAGCAGUACUCCCAGCAUCCCUCAAUCAUUAGCAGACAAUUGUCUGGAAUCUUUUACUCAAGAAUCCAAUUUAGGGGAUUUUGGAAGCCCAAUUUGGGUGGACAGAAUGGAUAUGGGCUUGAGGCCAGUUUCUUACCACACUGAUUCUUCUGUCACUCCUAGCAUGGAUAGCAGUUCAGCCCUUAUGGCAGCGUCGGUACAAAGCAUGCCGGAUACCGAAGGUGGAAGACUCUACAGAGAUGAAUCAACAUAUUUGACUGAAGUAGGGGGUAGGCAACAUUCUUACUCAACAAAUGGGACCACAUUUUUGGAGCCUAUGACUUUCAAGAAAAAACGUUCAAAGUCUGCAGAUAUCUGGCGGGAGGACAGUUUGGAAUUUUCUCUAUCUGAUCUUAGUCAAGAACAUUUGACAAGCAAUGAAGAGAUCCUAGGCUCUCCUGAGGAAAAGGAUGGUGAGGAGACUCCAGGGAGAGAACCUAGUAAUAGUCGUCAAACGUUGGUAACAUGCCAGCGUGCCAAUUCCAUGAGUGACUUGUAUUCUCCUAAAAGUUCAACUGUUACAAUAAAUGGUGGACCGCGUAACAUGCUAGGAGGGUAUUGUCGGAAUAUAGGGUCUCAUAUCCCAGAUGUGGAAAACCACAAAAUAUCACCAAACGCAGUGGAUAAUGUGUCCUCUUAUAGUAAUUACAACACACUUCCCUGUCGGAAAUCUCAUUGCCUUUCUGAAGGAAUCAGUUGCAUCAAAAUGAACCACAGCAACAGUAUGCAUGGCAGACGAGCAAAAACAACUCAGGAUGUUAAUACAGGAGAUGGGAGUGAAUUUGCUGACAGUGGAAUUGAGGGUGCAACGACAGACACAGACCUCCUUUCUAGACGUUCCAAUGCGACAAACUCCAGCUAUUCACCAACCACCAGCCGAGCCUUUGCUGGCAGUGACAGUGGCAGUUCUUCAACUGGAGAUGGGGCACGUCAGGGAAUCUAUGAGAACUUUCGCCGAGAGUUGGAGUUGAGCAGCACCAAUGACAAUUUGGAUGAGGCUGGCUCUACCUUGAGUGAUGAACAGAGCAGUGGGACUUUGAGUUCCCCAGGACAGUCGGAUAUUCUUCUUACAGCUGGGCAGGGAACCGUAAGGAAGGCUGGAGCUCUUGCAGUGAAAAACUUCCUUGUCCACAAAAAGAACAAGAAGGUGGAGUUGGCCACACGGAGGAAAUGGAAACAGUAUUGGGUUUCCCUGAAAGGUUGUACUUUAUUCUUCUAUGAAAGUGAUGGCAGAUCUGGGAUAGACCACAACAGCAUCCCAAAACAUGCAGUCUGGGUGGAAAACAGCAUAGUGCAAGCAGUACCUGAACAUCCAAAGAAAGAUUAUGUCUUUUGCCUCAGCAAUUCUCUUGGAGAUGCAUUUCUCUUUCAGACUUCUAGCCAAACAGAAUUAGAGAAUUGGAUCACAGCAGUUCAUUCUGCUUGUGCCACAGCAGUAGCACGACAACACCACAAAGAAGAUACUGUGAAACUGUUGAAAACUGAAAUUAAAAAACUGGAGCAGAAGAUUGAUAUGGAUGAGAAGAUGAAGAAAAUGGGAGAAAUGCAUUUCCUGAGCUUGUCUUCAGUUAGAGACUCUAAGAAAAAGAAAACGAUUCUCGAUCAGAUCUUUGUUUGGGAACAAAACUUAGAACAGUUCCAGAUGGACCUCUUUCGAUAUCGUUGUUACUUAGCUAGUCUUCAAGGAGGAGAACUGCCAAAUCCCAAAACAUUACUUGCAUUUGCAAGUCGGCCAACUAAAGAUGCAAUGGGUCGUCUUGGAAUCUUUUCAGUGUCCUCUUUUCAUGCACUGGUGGCAGCUCGCACAGGUGAAUCUGGCGUCAGAAGACGAACACAGGUAAUGUCAAGAUCAGCAAGCAAACGAAGAAGCCGGUUUUCUUCUCUUUGGGGCUUGGACACUGCUUCAAAGAAAAAGCAAGGGAGGCCAAGCAUUAAUCAGGUUUUUGGCGAAGGAACUGAUUCUGUAAAGAAAUCUUUAGAAGGAAUAUUUGAUGACACUGUGCAGGAAAGCAAGAGAGAAAAAGAAGUAGCCCUCACUACUGUCCAUCCUCAUAAUCCUGACUCUGACAUCUGGGUCCAUGAGUAUUUUACACCAUCAUGGUAUUGCCUGCCAAAUAACCAGUCGGCUUUGACUGUCAUCCACCCAGGAGACACAGCAAGAGAUGUCCUGGAAAUGAUUUGCAAGGCACAUCAGUUGGAUUACUCAGCUCACUAUCUGCGUCUCAAGUUCUUUAUAGGAAACCAAAUGGAAUGUUACAUACCAAAGGCAGAAGAAGAUAUUUAUGAAUUGUUAUAUAAAGAAAUUGAAAUCUGUGAGAAAAUUAUACAGCAAAUUCAGCUUGAAAAAUCUGACACAUUGGAUAACUAUGGUUUUUCUCUAUCCUCUAUAGAAGAAGAAGGGAUUCGUCGUCUCCAUGUCAAUAGUGUCAAAGAAACAGGUCUGGCUUUUAAAAAAGGUCUGAAAGCAGGUGAUGAAAUAGUUGAAAUUAAUAAGAAGGCUGCUGAAAACCUGAACUCAGCCAUGCUAAGAGAUGUUCUUGUUCAGCCUUCUCUGUGCCUUAUUGUACAGACGUAUCCUGAGAGAGAGGCAGGGCAGAAUCGAAUGCACUUACCACCUCGGCGGGCAGAUGGUUCUUUUGACUUGACUGACAGUCCAUUAAAAUCUGUAUGCAGUGCCCAAGGACCCUUGCUCAGCAAUGAUCAAGACAACUGUGUUGAGAUAUCUCUAGAAGAGGCAGAAGUGAACAUCUUGGAAUCCUCUGAUGAGAGUGAUAAAACAAGCAAGAGUACAGAGCAGGUUGCUGCUUUUUGUCGCUGUCUUCAUGAAAUGAAUCCAUCCGACUCCAGUGUGACCCUUCAGGAAUCUACUGGACCUCAGCAAUCCAUUACAAGACAGCUAACUGAUGCGGAUAAACUGCGCAAAGUUAUUUGUGAACUUCUUGAAACAGAAUGCACAUAUGUCAAGGAUUUAAAUUGUCUAAUGGAGAGAUACCUGAAACCACUACAAAAAGAAAUUUUCCUUACUCAGGAAGAGCUUGAUGUUCUUUUUGGGAAUCUGACUGAAAUGGUGGCAUUUCAAGUGGAGUUCUUGAAAACACUUGAAGACGGAGUAAGGUUGGUGCCAGAUCUGGAAAAGCUUGAAAAAGUUGACCAGUUUAAAAAAGUGUUGUUUUCCUUGGGUGGAUCCUUCCUGUAUUAUGCUGACCGUUUCAAGCUAUAUAGUGCCUUCUGCGCGAGCCACACAAAGGUUCCAAAAGUCCUAGUGAAAGCUAAGACAGACACAGCAUUUAAAGCAUUCUUAGAUGCCCAGAAUCCCAGAAGACAACAUUCAUCAACAUUAGAGUCUUACCUCAUCAAACCAAUCCAGAGGAUAUUGAAGUACCCUCUUCUGCUGAAAGAACUAUUUACUCUCACUGAUGCUGAUAGUGAAGAACAUUAUCAUCUUGAUGUGGCCAUAAAAACAAUGAACAAGGUUGCUAGCCAUAUCAAUGAAAUGCAGAAAAUCCAUGAAGAAUAUGGAGCUGUGUUUGAUCAGCUCAUUGCGGAACAAACAGGAGAUAAGAAAGAGGUGGCAGAUCUUUCUAUGGGAGAUUUGCUAUUGCAUACCACAGUCAUCUGGCUUAAUCCUCCUGCGUCACUUGGAAAGUGGAAGAAGGAACCUGAACUGGCAGCAUUUGUAUUCAAAACUGCUGUGGUACUUGUAUAUAAAGAAGGAGUGAAACAGAAGAAAAAAUUGGGUGGAUCACAUAGAGUGUCCAUUUAUGAAGACUCAGACCCAUUUCGUUUCCGACACAUGAUUCCCUUGGAGGCUUUGCAAGUUCGAGCAUUGGCAAGUGCAGACGCAGAGACCAGUUCUGUCUGUGAGAUCGUUCAUGUGAAAUCUGAGUCUGAAGGCAGGCCAGAGAGGUCAUUCCAUCUUUGUUGUAGUUCCCCAGAACACAGGAAAGAUUUUCUAAAAGCUGUGCAUUCAAUUUUACGUGACAAACACAGAAGACAACUUCUUAAAACGGAAAGUUUGCCCUCAUCUCAGCACUAUGUCCCAUUUGGAGGGAAAAGGCUGAGUGCACUGAAAGGCGCAAGGCCAACUAUGAACAGGACAGUGUCCGCCCCAAGCAAGUCACUCGGGAGGAGAAGGCGCCGCCUAGGUCGAAACAGAUUUACCAUUGAUUCAGAUGCCGUCUUUGCCAGCAGUCCUGAGAAAGAGACCCAUCAGACAUCCAACAACAAGGACACUGACCGCUGGGUAGAAGAGCAGUUUGAUCUUGGUCAGUAUGAAGAACAAGAGGACAUAAAAGAAACAGAUAUUCUCAGUGAUGAGGAGGACUGUUGUGAGCCUUUGAAGAGCACUAUGGUUGAAAAAGAACUCCAGGAACAAUUGCAGUCAGCCUCUAUUACAAACAACCAAUCAUAUCGGGGAAACAAAACACGGUACACUAUGGGCUCACACGCAUCCAGAAUGGCUCAAUUAAAGAAGCAAACUGCUCUGUCUGGAAUUAAUGGUGGCAUGGAAGGCAAUGGUGAAGAAGUCAUUUGGGUUCGCCGUCAAGACUUUGUACCAUCAAGAAAACUAAACACGGAGCUUUAGAUCCAAUACUUUCUUGUUAGAUGCUAGGUAUAGGUGAACCCCAAAUUUAUCCUUUAUAUAUUGUGGAGAACCAUCCCUUAGAAUGCAUACUUGCACAUAUAGUAAUGGCAGCUAAACUGGUUGAAACUACAGCCUCUUCUCCU